This is a messenger RNA of Pochonia chlamydosporia 170, 456 nucleotides long. RefSeq names its product 20S proteasome maturation protein Ump1. Gene Ontology annotation, cellular component: nucleus; cytoplasm. NCBI's taxonomy places the organism in Eukaryota, Fungi, Ascomycota, Sordariomycetes, Hypocreales, Clavicipitaceae. Gene Ontology annotation, biological process: proteasome assembly. The record is from RefSeq and is a predicted model, not a curated record. The coding region runs from base 1 to 456 and encodes 151 amino acids. The transcript has 2 exons.
AUGUCGAUGCGCAUCGUGCCCGCCAACUCCAACCCCGACUCCUUCACCCACACAUCACACAUCUCAUCCGCCCCCUCCGCGCCCGGCGUCCACGACACACUCCGCCAUGGCGUCGGCCAGUCGCCCUACGACGCGGCCAGCAACAAGCCCUCGUCCGCUCACCCCCUCGAAGCCCGUCUGAAGAACUGGGAGGCCACGCAGGAGGCUGUCCGCAUGGAGUCACUCCGCCGUACGUUUGGCAUCGCUGAGCCCGUCCGUCGAGCCAUGGAGCUCAAGAUUGUGAGGGAUGGCGAGUGGCGACCUUUGGCUCUGGGAAACAACUUGGCCAGCGUGCAUGAGGAUAUUUUGAAGGGUCGGGAAGAUACGAUUACCUGGGAGGAUGUGUUUACCGGCGAGGAGAUGAGAGGUGUUACUGGGGUCCAUGAUGAGAUGGAGAAGAAGCUCAAGAUUCAGUAA